UUCAUUUACAAUACGUUUAGAGCGAACAAACAAAAAGUAGACGAAGCGUAUCGCCGAAGCCGUUGACCACUCGGAAGACCACAACAACACCGGAACCGUCGGCCGAACCCUCGCCAACGGCCAGCGGUAGCGGCGGUCCGUCGUCUUCGCGCCGUCGAAAGGGAAGUAUGGCUUUCGUAAACCCCGGAAAGAUUGCCAAAUUGUUGAGACGGACGCAUAGCGCCGGUUGCUCUAAGGAUGUGCCCUCUUAUGCACUUUUUCUCAGUGAAAAGCCUUCCCGAUCGAGCGAUGGGAAGGAGCACACGAAAAGAGGUCGGAAACAGGCCCCGUAAGUGAUCUAUUGCU
Medioppia subpectinata is the source of this 345-nucleotide messenger RNA. The record is from the annotation of a GenBank genome assembly. NCBI's taxonomy places the organism in Eukaryota, Metazoa, Arthropoda, Arachnida, Sarcoptiformes, Oppiidae.